Messenger RNA from Danio rerio (zebrafish), 753 nucleotides. RefSeq names its product zgc:193593. The record is from RefSeq and is marked predicted. Lineage: Eukaryota; Metazoa; Chordata; Actinopteri; Cypriniformes; Danionidae.
GGUGCUGCCAACAAACAAACAUCUGAGGCCUUGACAAACUUGAUAUGAUUUUUGGUUUCCCACGUCCUACUGCAGGAUACAUUCGUUACUUGCAGACGUCAGCCGUACAAACAGUGACCAGCAAGUUCCAGGAUCUCAUAUUGCCCCGGGUGGCUGUUGUUUUGGGUGCUUUGGGUAUUGCGAUGUCUGGCUACAGCUCUCGCCAACUCACUUUUCACCACCGACCAUCCACCCGCAUCCUGCAAUGGAUGUCCAGACCUGCCAUGAAUGCCGAUAGUCCUGGAUCCCCAUCAGCUAAAGCCCGUCUGGCUCCGGCCAAUGCUGGCAUGGCAUCCAUUAAAAAUGACCAACAAGAAGAACCAAUCAAAAACAUCAGUGACACCCAGCAGCCUGUGAAGACAUAAGCUGGCAUAUGAAUAAGAAGAGACUUGUGAGGUCUUACUAUGUAAGAUGGAGCAUAGUCAACCAUCUAGUCAAAAGUGAUUUGGACAGUGCCUUUGUGAAAGAAAGCGGGUUUGCCCUGAGUAGUUUGUGUUUUUUUGAUCAAAUUUGUAACAAUGGUUCAGGAGAUGUGACUAAUUGUUCAUUAUCUGAUGAGUCAUUUACUGAAUUGGCAUCCUUGUAAAAUUGCAUUUUAUUUAAAUGUGUGUAAUUUCACCGAGGAGUAUUGUAUGAUGAUGUCAUGCAACAUUGUAAACUUCACUUCAUUUUAAUAUGCUGAAUCAAGGCCACACACCAGGCAUGAUUUGCACA